Periconia digitata is the source of this 432-nucleotide messenger RNA. The record is from the annotation of a GenBank genome assembly. Lineage: Eukaryota; Fungi; Ascomycota; Dothideomycetes; Pleosporales; Periconiaceae.
UCCGCAACAAAUAUGGCUACACCACCAAACCCCACCAAUACCCUCCCUCGUCCCACCUUGCCCGCCCACCAAUCCUCCUCGGAUGCUUCUCAGGCUUCGUCCACCUUCCAGAGUUACAGCAGUAGCAUGUCAAGCCUCGCCGCUUCCUCCCAACUCUCCUCAGCGCCGCUUCCCUCGCCGUCAAACUCCCGAAACACCCAAGCCUUUUUCACUUCCAUGGACGUACAACAGCACCAGCAGCAAUCCCAGCAGGAGCAGCAGCAGCAAACACAGUCAGCUUUCGCUUUCGACUAUACCCCUAAUCGACAGGGCGCUGGAGCAACCGCUGCCGAAACAAGCAAUUUCUUGAGCCAGGCGGCGUUGCUCGCUGAAGCCGCUAAACGCGCACAGAUGGCUGUGGUUAUGCGAGAUUUGGACGGCAUGGAGCUGUGA